AUGAUGCUCGACCACCUCCGCGAACACUUCGGUAUUACAGACGAUCGUGUCUCGGUGCGGUGGACUAGACCGGAUGAUUUCAUCGUUCGGUUCACCAAUCAUGAAGACCUCGAGCUGGUGCUGCGCACCCCAUUGCCGGUGGGUGCUCCCUUCGCGCUUUGGUGGCGAAGGUGGAGCCGCCUAAUCAUGGGCUCAGCAGGCGCAUUCCGUUAUCGUGUCCUCGUCGGGAUGAAGGGCAUCCCCUCCCAUGCAAGGUCUACGGCGACGGCGCAGGACAUCUUGGGUUCCUCCAGUGCCAAGGUGGAUAUUGCCAACUUCGACGCUUUGGCCGAUCCGGACGACGAGCGCGAACUUUUCGUGGCAGCCUGGUGUGCUCAUCCCGAUCUUGUGCCGGAUGAGAUGAUUAUGGCGGUGCCGGAGCUGGAGGAGGAGCACGAUGGCGGCUCACUGUUGUACCUCAGGCCCCACGAAAUCAUCCACGACGAGGUCCCAGCUCUCAGAUACCUUGUUCGCCUGCGGAUCAUCGAGUUUCAGGAUUGGCAUACCCCGCCAACGUCGUGGGAUGAGUGGAUGGGUGCCGAUGGCAGUGAUGACAGUGGUGAUAGUAAUUUCAACGGCUACCAUCCAGGCUUCGCCACCAGGGGCGGCGGCGGCGCAAGGCCGUGGACAACUAGGUUCGGCGGCGCCGAUGAGCCACGGCUUGGGCCUGGGUCGGGGCCGGCCUUUCAGGCACGUCAGUCGAGGUAG
Molecule: messenger RNA, 747 nt
Organism: Miscanthus lutarioriparius
Lineage: Eukaryota; Viridiplantae; Streptophyta; Magnoliopsida; Poales; Poaceae
Source: the annotation of a GenBank genome assembly